UGACUCACACAGAGAUCGCGUGUUUGUCCAAAUUUAUAGUUUUAUAUCCUUUCUUGUUUACCCCGGAGAUAAGAUAAAAGACGUUGAUAAAGUUACGAGCUGGUCUCAAUUUUAAAACUCCUUGCUGAGACGCGAACGCGUGAAAUGGCAGCAUGGGUUUCCUCGAUAUCUUUGAGAAGAAAGACAGUAUCAAACAUCCGCGAGACCGAAAAAAACUGAAAGAGAAACAAAUUGCCUCCAAUAUUGACAGCCAGCCGAGGCAAUCGACAGGCAGUGCUCACGCCGAGAUAAGAAAAAAGAGCACCAGAAAGCCCGUCACGCAACGGGACCCGGGAAACACCAGGAACGAGAAUGUCACGCAAAGGAGUCGUCGAGGAAGCAUAGGAAUCGAUAGAAAACAACCUAAAUUUUUGACACGUCAAUCGUGGAUCGAUACCAAACCUUCACGGACUAGACCGAGCAGUGCCGUUUCGCUUCAAAGAGGACAGAACAAAGAUGGCCAAAACCAUCCCGAUAAUCUGUCCAGGACCUCGUCCGUGACCAAUUUGGAUUCGUUGGAAGUGCAGCAGCAGCAGCAGCAGCAAGGCGCCGUCAAACUGCCCAAACCCAAAAAGAGUGGCUCCAAGGAACGAAUAGAUAAGGCCAGUAACGAUGGAAAGGGGCGCAACGACGGUAGAAAAGGCAUUCACAAAAUCAACAACAACAAAUUAGAUCCUACACCGUCCGUCGGGGUCCCGCCUGUCGAUUCCAGUCGGCAGGGCAACUCCAAUUCUUCGGAUUCGUUACAAGAGAUCGAACUGCAUCAGUUGCGUAGGCAACUGAAAGACAUGGCCGACGAGAAGACGUCACUGGCGUUGCAGUUGGGCGAGCAGAGGGGCCAACUGAACGUACUACAGAAGGAAAACCUCAAACUCCUGGCACGUAACUCUAGUACGAAAAUGGAAAAACUGGCCGAGGAGAAUACGGCUUUGAGGAAUCGACUUAGGGACGUGACUCAUUCGCCGCUUAGUGACAACGAGAAACAGCAAUUGCUCUACGAAUCUCACAGACACCACAGCAGUGCCCCGGCUUCAAUAGCUACCAACUUGCUAGAUGAUAAUGGAGGAGGCGCAAGCGCGUGCACCACUCCGGACUGGGAUAAGCAUUCCAGCGGCAAUAUCAGCGAGGUGUCCGUCGCUUGUCUCCAAGACAAGAUCAAUCAGAUGCAAGAAACUCACUACAGCACCAACGAGGAGCUGCAGGCGACGCUGCAGGAGUUGACCGAUCUGCAACGGCAACUCACCGAGUUGCAGCAGGAAAACGAGAGACUGAACGAGGAGAAAAGCCUAAUGUUCGACAGUUUGUGUCGGCAGACGGAAAGACUGAACGAUUCGCGACAAGAGGUGGAGAACCUGAAACAGCUUAUUUAUAGAGACCGAUCCGAAGAGAUGGGCGUCGAUCACUUCGAAUCGGUAGCCGAGAGGGAACAAAAACUGGUCGAGAUGCUGCAAACGACCCAAGAGGAGAGGGAGACCUUGCUUUUGAAGCUGGGGCAAAUACAGACGGAACUGCACGAAACCAGAGCCGUAACGGUUGAAAAAAGCGACACGAUCGCGCAGCUAACCGAGCGGGUGAAAACGCUGGAAUGUUCGUUGGACGCGAAGAACGCCGAACACAAGCAACUCGACCAAGAGCUGACCCGGGCGAAAGAUCAAUGUUCGGGCAAGCUGAUCGAGAUUAAUAGGUUGAGCGAUUUGCUCGAAAACGCCAGGACCAAGAUAAACGAACUGGAACAAGAUAGAGCAUUGAGCGACAAGAGCGAGUUGGACGAGUUGCUGGACAACGCGAGGAAAGAGAAGGACCAGCUGGAGUCGGAGGUGGCCUAUCUGAAGGAGCAGCUGGCGCGAAGCAAGAACGAAAUCGACAAGCUCAGGGAGCAAGUGAUGGUAUUGCAGGAAGAAUGCAAGGUUACCAGGAACAACGCGAAAACGACACGGUCCGAUUUGGAAUACAAAUGCGAGAAGUUGGCCCACGAGAAGAACAGUUUGGUUGAACAGCUGCAGCAAUUUCAGGAGGCGAUUAACGAGUUGCAGGUCCAGAGUCAGUGUCAUUUAGAAGACAAGAGGCAACUCUCGGCGGUACUGUCAGAGACGCAGAGGAAUUUGAGUGAGGCAGAGAGACGCGGUUUAAAUUUGGAAAAUGAAAUCGACGAGUUGAAAAAGUUGAGAUCCGAGGAGAACGACGAAUGGGAAAAGUUCCAAAACGAUCUGCUCACGUCGGUCCGCGUGGCGAACGAUUUUAAAACCGAAGCCCAACAAGAGCUGCAGAAAAUCAUAUUGGAGAACAAGACCUACAGGGAGAGAGUCAGACUGUUGGAGAACCAAGUGGAAAAGUUCAAGUGUGCGUAUACGACGACCGCGUGCCAAACUGAAUGCAUACUGACGCCUCAGUUGCUGUCGUACGCCAAAAACUCGGAAUUUCCUCGUCCGCCGGACACGAUGGACAAACUUUUUUCCGUAUCGGGCAGGGAAAGGCGCGGCAAAGUAAAUUCCGCGGGCGUCAAGGCUCGGAAGAGUAAAGAGAGCGUCGAAUCGGAAAGUCUGUUUUCGCGGUUCGCGAAAAGGCGCGAAAAGAAACCGAAUCCGAUCGGUCGCAGGUUCAUGUCCGUCGAGGAAGAGAUGUUGCUCAAAUCUCUGGACGAUUGGUACGCGAAUAUCGAUAGCGCCGUGCCCGACGAGCGUUUAUCGAAGGAAGAUCGAGCGGUGAAGCGACUCAAAGCUUUGUACGAGGACGAUUCCCUCAGGAACAAGCCCGUCGCGAAGAAACCCAAAGAACAGCUGGCCAUAAGCAAGCCGCUGCUCGAUUCGGUGGUGCGCGACCCCACGCUGGGCGUGAUCGUCAGAAAUCCCAGGGUCAGAAGCAUCGAGCAGACCCCGAGGGUGAGCGCGUUGGAGGAUUCUCGAAUCGUAGCCACCGACAGCGAAAUCGAUGGUAAACCGAGACGACCCAGGUUAAAAAGCGAAGAGACGGUCUCAAAAACGGAGCAGCAUUUUCACAAGAGCAGAAGCUUGGACGAUUUGAAGUUGUUUGAAGAAAACGCGCUUUUCAGAAGCGCGGAGACGGAAAAUUUGGCCGACCCGGCGGACGUGCAGCCCUACGAUUCGGUGUCCAAUGCGAGAGGCUCGACCGGCACGCUGCCGAAACCGAAAAUCGACAUAAACUUUGAAAAUUUGGACGAGAUAAUCGCGACGAUCCCGAAGGACGCUUCCGAAAUGAGCGAGGAGCAAAAAUUCGCGCUGAAACUGAAGACCGCGUUGAACGACGCCGAGCGGAAAACCACCCUGAAAAAGAAGCGGGUGACCAAUGUGGAAAUCAGCGAACCGACGAGGGAAUCGGUCGAGAAGAACCGGAAAUUGAAGGCGAUCAUGAUGGACCCUAGAAUACCGGCGGCGAGCGAUAAGGUUCGAAGGCACAGCACGGACGCGAAACACGCGCAAAGGAUCGACGGAAGGAAAACGACGUCCGCCAGCAAGUCCUGCGAAGACAUUUCGUUUUCUUUCGUUCCGAAUAAAAUUCCGUGCGACGAGGAUCUGUUGUAUAACGAAACUUUAAACAAAAAAGUGGGUUCCAAAAUAACUAUAGCCGGAUCGGACGAGGAAGAGAAAGAUCCGAGGAUUUUGGAGACGCGGGAAAAGUACCAAAAAGAUUUGAAGGUGAUGCUGAAAACGAUCCGCGACGAAGAGCAGAGAAAGAGAGCUUUGCAACCAUCGUACGCCAUUUCCACGGAAGAAAUACCGUACCAAAAUGUUACUCUGGAUAGUGUUCAGUCGGAUACGCAAAAGUUUUUGCUCGAGGAUGCUUCCGACGUACCUAAUUUACAAUCGCAGCCUGAUACCGACGGUGAUAUUAGACCUCCUCCGAAAGAUCAGGAUGAAUUUCGAUUGGUAUUAGGUUCCGGAGAGGCAGGGUUCCUAGAUGCAGCGAAUGAACUGGUAAAAUUAAAGAAUUCGGUUGGAUUUAUGGAGGAAAAUGUCGAACGCGAUGACGGAGGAAUCGGAAAUUCGUUUGGAUCGCGACACUGGACUUUGUAUCAAGCAACGUCGACUAAUACUUCUGCUGCAGAUAUUGCAUUGCAAAAGGGAGAUCAACGUGGCUUGGACCUCGCAUCCGUUUACAAAAAUGAAGUGGAGAACAACGGGGAACGAACACGGAUCGUUCCGAAUGACUUCAUCCGUGAAUCCAACAUUUCAUUUUACGUAGAAGAUGAAAAUAACUUGGCGAAGAGACACGCUGAAACGUCUUGCAACGAAGAUCUAUUGUAUAACGAGACCUUAAACAAAAAAGUCAGGAUCCGAGACGGGGAACGUUUCUGCGCAGAGCCUCAGAGCCUUGCCAACCUUACAAUAACUUCUGGAAAUGGUAAAAGAGACGUAACGGAAUCGAAUAUGUUGAAUUCGCUCGACGGUCAGCAAAAUAAUAUUUCAAUGAUCUCCGGGCAGUCCCGCAACGAAAUUUAUUGUGACUCGUCCGAGGCUUCUGAGCAGACAAAUGAAACACUUCCUCCGUUCAGAAGUUUAGAAGCUUCGUAUACGCUUCAGCUUGCAACAUCUAAUUUACAACGUCAUUCGAAGGAAAAUUUCUCCAAACAGGAUGAUGAAACGAUGAACGAGCUAGUAAAACCUGAGAAUGCUGUUGGGUUUAUGGAGGGAAGUGUCGAACGCGAUAACGGUGGAAUCGGAAAUUCGUUUGGAUCGCGACAUAAGACUUUGUAUGAUGAAGUUCAGCUUUCAGUCGCGGAAAAUAUCAAGUUUCCUCAAGCAACUCCGACCAAUAUUCCUGCUGCAUUGGGGUCGCCUUUGAAUCUUGACGAAAACGACGUGGAGAACGGCAAAUCUGGCACAAUCGGUACACAAAGUCCGGAACCGACCGAUAGAAGGAAAACCCCAACUACCAAGUCCUACGAGGAUAUAACGUUUUCUUUCGUUCCGAAUUAUUCCAUCCAUGAAUCCGACGUUUCAUUUUAUGUAGAAGAUGAAAACAAUUUGGCAAAGAGCACCGCUGAAACGUCUUGCAAGGAAGAUCUAUUGCAUAACGAGACGUAUAACAAAAAAUUAAAUGUUCGAGACGAAGAAAGUUUCCGUGUAAAGCCUCAGAGCCUGGGUAACUUUCCAAUAGUGUCCGAAAGUCAUAACGAAGACGUAUUGAAAUCGAAUAUUUUGAGUUCGCUCGACGGUCACCAUAAUAGCAUUUCGAUCAUCUCGAAGCAGUCACGCGACGAAAUUUAUUCUGACGCUUCUGACCCGCCAAAUAAAACACUUUCUGCGUUGAGAAGUUUAGAAGCUUCGAAUUCGUUCCAGCUUGCAACAUCUAAUUUUCAACCUCGUUCGAAUGAAAGAUUCUCUGAAGUGGACGUGGAUGGUUCUACAUUCGUCGUAGCUCAACAGAAUGAUGAUAAUAACGAUGCAAUGAAUGAGCUAGUAAAAUCUGAGAAUACCGUUCAAUUUAUGGAAGCAAGUGUCGAACAUGAUGUCGGCGCAUUGAUGCAUGAUGAAAGUGCGCAUUCAAUUGCGGAAAACAUCAAUACUCCUGUAGAUAUUGCGUAUACUUACGAAGACAUUGAAAAAGAAAAUCAAUACGGCGUGGUGUCGCCUUUGGACCUUAGAUUCGUUUACAAAAACGUCGUAACGGAGAUUAAGAAGAAAUUCCCGUCAGGUGAGUCAGAAGUGCGGCAAACGGACGAUGAGAAAUUAGACGGCGAUUUUAAGCGCCCCGGGAUAUCGCAAAUCGAUCGCGAAAUGGAAGAAAUAUUAGAAAAGUACUUGCACACGAGAGCGUCGCUUAUUGUCAAAACAACAGGGACUUACGAUCCCGAUAACAUCAAAGAUAUAGAAUUGAAGACAAGAGAAAUGAGCCAAAAAUAUAUUCAGGAAAAGGACGAAGGGUACUCUAACGUAUCGGUAGCGGUCGCGGCUGAAACAGCGAAGGAUGACAAAUUGAUGCACCUCACGGACGAGGAAUUGGCGCUAAUAAGGUCCGUCCAAGAAGACCGAUAUUCCAGGCCAUUGUCAGACUUUAACGAGGAAGAUUUGUUGUUGAUCGAUGAAAUUUCAAAGAGAUACCCCAGCAGCAGGAAUUCUGUCGAGUACAGUAGUAGCAGUAAUGCGAGUUGCGUGAAAGAUAUCGCUUUAACCGAUUGCGCCGAUUGUCCUAGUGCACCAUCGUCGUCAUCAAUUGAAGCAGUUACGGUUGACGAAACUAACGAUUCUUCAAUGCGAAGCGCCAGGGAAGGUAAAGAUCACUCCGAUGGCAGAGGAAAAGAUGAGGAAAAGUCUCUUCGUUCUCAGGAUAUAAACGAGAUUCGAAGUGAUAUCGAUGAUACCAAGAGUCCGUUAAUAGGGAAUAAAGUGAAUUUACCGCCACAGCCUGAAGCUAACGUCCACGUUCCGGCAUCGGAAGAACCCGUAGUCGCGAAAGUUUUGCCUAGAUCUCUAAUACCAAGACCGACGCAUAGGGAGAAGUUCGAAACCAAAAGUUUAGAUGACGGUUUAAACUACGAGCCGGUAUACGCGAACGCGAUGCCUUUUUCCGAGAAAUCAGCGGGCGGAAUUCGGACGAGUCGGGAUAAAACGGGAAAACGGCCGUUGCCGCCGCCUAGGCGCUCGUUCCAAUCGAAACGUAACGAUCGCGAAAUUUUACCGAAAAACGUCAACAUUUGGCACGAAACCGUCAGCGUUGUCAAAAUGACGGACGCCGAUCGAAAUUUCAGUGACGAGGUCCGAGAAAACGCGGAAACGACGACGGAAAAGGGUCAAAUCUUUCGCGCCUCGGUCGUUUUCGUCAAAGACGACGUCAAAGACAUCUCGUCCGACGAAGCGUCCAGUUCAUCGGGCGUCACGCGGUCGGCCGAGUCCGUCGCGGUGCGCAGCAAAAUCGAGCGAAUCGACAUUACGCGCAGUAACGACGAAAUCGAGGAAGUUCCGCGGGCGAGCAGUUCGGCCAACCUGUCCGACAUCAACCUAUUCAAAAUGGAAGAAUCCGAAUCCGGUUGCGACUCGUAUUUGGAGUUAUUCAAGAGCAGGGAGCAAAAAAGGUUCGAGGACCUAAAAGGCAGAAAGAGUCCGAAGGAGAACGUGCUGGUGCUCGCCCGCUCGGAGGACGACGGGAACGAAGAGACGGAUGACGGGCCGAAGAUUGUAAACUUCGUCCCUUUAGACGACGAAACCCACCCGUAUUUCACCAACGAUUUAGUGAGUACUAGCAGCACGUUGGAACGGGAGAGGACCUACCACGUGUUAAACCGCGCCGCCAUGUUGUCCGAGCUGGACGAACAGGAACACGUGUCGUUGGAAGCUGGGAGCCGGAGCAGCUUUUCCCAAGCGAAGAAGUUAUUCGAGGCCCUCGCGGAAGCUAACAAAGAGGAGGGCAUCUCCAGGAGGUCUUCGAAAAGAUCUAUCGGACGUGCCACGAAAAUUGAGGAGGGCGCGUUAUCGCAGAUCGCCGACGAGGAGACGUGGUAACGCUGUCAAUAAAUUAAGUAUCGUCGAUGUAAAUGAAAUUUUAUUCGAUAUUGUUAAUAAAUGCGUAUUCACGGAAGCGUCUGUUUACUUUAGAGAACAUUCAUCCGCACCAUAAGUUGAUGAAUUGCCUAACUGCAAUUCAUCAACUUAUUAACUAUUUACACUGUUGACUUCUUCAGAGAGCGCAUUCUACUCUUUUACUGCGCAUAUACUAUUCGAGGAGGGCGGAGCCAAAAGAUUUUUAUCUUUUAUCGAAUGAUCAACAGCUAACCUAAUAUCAGAAAAUGUCAAAUUUGCGAAUUGAGUGCAUAAAAUUCUGAAAAUGUAAUGUCCGUAUAUUUCAAACGCAUGGCACGUCAUGUGAAAUAGUUCGAUUUUCUAACAGAUUUAUUCUUUGCGUGUCGGUUAAGACGUCUGACUAGAAAUCGAAUUCUGUAUGGCAGCGUAGGUUCGAAUCCUACUUACUGCAAACGACCAUUGUUUUGCUUUGAAUAUAUAUUUUUUUAAUUAGCAGCUCAGCGAAGAAAUUUUUGUCAAAUAUGGGGAAUGUGUGCAUACAUUUAUAACAAUAUAAUGCCCUUAUAUUUCAAAUGCAUGGCACAUCACCAGAAAUAGUUCGACUUUCAAACAAAUUUAGUCUUGGCCUGUCGGUUAAGACGUCUGACUAGAAAUCGGAUUCUCUAUAGCAGCAUAGUUUCGAAACCUACCUACUGCAAACGACCUUUGUUUUGCUUGAAAUAUAUAUUUUUUUAAUUAACAGCUCAGUCCAGAAAAUUUUGUCAAAUAUGGGACUUGAGUGCAUAAAUUUAUCAAAUAUGAUCAAAUUUCACACAACCUUAACAUUUCACAAAGGUUUCUAAAUAAUUUUACGGAUUUUAACUACUUUGAAAAAUAACUUUUAUAUAGUAAAAAAUAAGCUUCAAAUCUCUUUUCAAGAAGAGGCAAAGAAUAUUAUCAGUGAUGCUAAAUUGUUAAAACGGGUUUAAAAAUGAUAUUUUCGAUAUCUUUUUACAAUGUUUUUCUUUCCACAGUCAGUGUGGUAACCAUAGAACAAAAACUGAUUUAAUGCAGAAAGGACGUCAUAAUUCACAAAUAGUAGAUUGCUCAAAAACCAACAAACUCCAAGGGACCCUUCCAACCAAAUUCUCCAAAUAUUUGAUUUUGCAUUAUUUUUCAAAAUUUUUACUCUUAAAAAAUUUAAAUUCGUGUUCACAAGGCCCUAGAAAAAAAGAUAUUUUCUUAAAAACUGUUUACGCUUCCGAAACAAAUAUUGGACGAAAAGAUCCGCGAGAUUCAGUACUAUAAACUUUUAUUCUUGAUAAUUUUGGAAAAUGUGAGGGGUGUGCCCGGUAUUCGCAAAAAAAAACCUGAAAAUUAUG
Cylas formicarius (sweet potato weevil) is the source of this 8875-nucleotide messenger RNA. RefSeq lists its product as uncharacterized. The record is from RefSeq and is a predicted model, not a curated record. Lineage: Eukaryota; Metazoa; Arthropoda; Insecta; Coleoptera; Brentidae. The transcript is spliced from 16 exons. The coding region runs from base 153 to 7496 and encodes 2447 amino acids.